AUGCUACAUUUGGGAAGCGAUAAUGCGCGACAAAAAUUGGUCAUUGCAAAUAUGCAGAAAUUUGUCUAUUGCUGCCUGUAUUUGAGGUUUAUCAAAGACGGAUCACUACUUUUAAUUCUCAUGGGGUGGCUAAUUUCAUCGCUAUGCGACUUCAUCCAAGAGUUGACACUGAGGUACUUAAAAAAAAAUUACUUAGGAGUAGAAAAUAACAAUGAUGAGGGAGAUGAUGAAAACCUUGCGAUCAGGGGAUUGGAAACACCCAUUGUAAGAAUGAUAAUAAAUAAAGCGAUACGAUAUUACCAAGGAUUGAUACUUCUGGAAACGGCGUACUGCAUAGUGUACCACAUCCGGUUGGACAUGACAAAGGACAUAUGUUCCAAACCCUACGGAUUCGUUGUGAUGCUUUUAAUAAGGGAGUUCACUUGUCCGGCACCCGCGGGGUUCCCCAGCAAGCUGCUUCUGGUAGUACUUGAUCUGAUGAUACUUUUCUGUCAGAUCAUUAUAAUGAACGGCUCAUUGAGCUCGAGCUUUCAAAACGUGAGGCUCAUCGUCAAGGAGUUGAACGCAGAAGAAGAGGGGGCACUUAACGUUCUCAAAUUCAAUACCUGGCACGUGGAUUCAAGCGGACCCGAGCUCAUAGUUCACAAGAAUCACGACAUGCCCUUCUCUCAACAGAUAGAUGGGGAUGACGCUACUGAGUUCACACCUUUACUGAAUAGCGCCGCGGAAUAA
Saccharomyces mikatae IFO 1815 is the source of this 732-nucleotide messenger RNA. It is a transcript of the gene VLD1, whose product is annotated as Vld1p. NCBI's taxonomy places the organism in Eukaryota, Fungi, Ascomycota, Saccharomycetes, Saccharomycetales, Saccharomycetaceae. The coding region runs from base 1 to 732 and encodes 243 amino acids. The transcript has a single exon. The record is from RefSeq and is a predicted model, not a curated record.